AUGCCAAAUUGUCUCAAUUGGGUUCAGGUUAGGAGAGUUAGCCAGUCAAAUACUGCCUUUUCAAAAGCCGAAGAAUAUCCUUUAGCGUUGUCUUACUAAAAGAGAAGCUCUGGGUGUUCUUGCAAAACUUCUUGGACUAAGGGUACAAUAAUACUAUAAUACGACGCUUCAUGUAUUAUCUCUUAGUCCUCCCAGAAUAACCCUUUAUAUCAACCGUAUUUUCCAGAUACAUAACCCCAAAAUAUCCAACCUAUUUUGCGUUGAUAUCGAGGUUUAAUAUAAUCAAAUUCGGAAGACAGUAGAAGUCUACACCAAAAAUCUGCAGGACAACUGUCCUGGUAUCGGCUUUCAAACAACGAGCACACAGCUUCUAAUCAAAAUGGCCGAAUCUAUUGCGAAGAUACCUAACCGAAUACUGCAAAACGAUUGUGCUACAGAGUUUGGAGGUUUAUGCAAGCAAGGACGCAUCGCAGAAAAUUCAAACUUUCCUGCUGUACUACAUUGUUAAUCCUAUCAUUGCAAUGGACGUCAUGCGACCUUCCAAGCAGACAAGCAACAAGAGUCCUCGCCUAAUGGACAAGGCUGUCAUCGAGUCGAUCCAUACAAAGAUUUGGAAAGUUACUCUGGGCGAUCCAAAUGAUGAUUCAAAAAAGUCGGGUGCCAAUUAUACUAGAAUUGUUGGAUUGGGGUUCAAAUAUAGUGUUCUAAAUGAUUGA
This is a messenger RNA of Hymenoscyphus albidus, 716 nucleotides long. Lineage: Eukaryota; Fungi; Ascomycota; Leotiomycetes; Helotiales; Helotiaceae. The record is from the annotation of a GenBank genome assembly.